This is a messenger RNA of Cucurbitaria berberidis CBS 394.84, 783 nucleotides long. RefSeq lists its product as uncharacterized. The record is from RefSeq and is a predicted model, not a curated record. Bases 172 to 732 code for a protein of 186 amino acids. The transcript has a single exon. Lineage: Eukaryota; Fungi; Ascomycota; Dothideomycetes; Pleosporales; Cucurbitariaceae.
GGCUUAUAUUGGUGUAGCGCAAACACCAGCGCCAAACUGGACAGGGUUUUCUCUCCACCGGAAAGGUUAGUGAUGGUUUUCCAGGAUUUCUUCGGUGGCAUGACGGAGAAAAUAAUGCCUUCGGUGAAGGCGUCGAGAGUGUCCACAUAGUCGAGCUCGGCAUUGCCGCCCAUGGUAAUCAUUUGGUACAUGUUUUUUAGGCGGGCGCUGAUGAUGUCGAAGCCUGUCUUGAAGCUCUCCUUACGUAAUUUGCGGAGUUCAUUGCACUUUUGUUUUGCAGCGUCGCGUGCGGAAACAGCGUUGGCGAGGUCAGACGAACGUGUUGCGUGCUCCUCGACACGCUUGCGGUAUUCGGCGAGAACAGAAAGAUCAACCUGUGUGUUUUCCUUCUUCUUCUCGAGGUGUGCGAUUUCAUCCUUGAGGACAGACUUAUCCUUCUCUAGUAGUUCGUCUUUGGAAUAUGAGGGAAGGCCUACGUCGCACUCUUGCUCCUCGCCCAAAUCACUGGAGAAGUUGUUAGAUAUGUCCUUAUGUUGGAAGGAUGAGAUGUACUUACGUCACGUUCUGAUAGGACAGCUUGCUCAACUUCUCGUGGAAGUAAGCCUGCUUCUUCUGAAACUCGCCGAGACUCUUCUGGCCCUCCUCAAGCUUGUUCCGCAUUUCAAUUUCUACGGCGCGGGUUUCGUUCAGCUCUACCCUCUUCUCAUCAAGCUCUUUCUUAACUGCUUGUAGUUCGUCCUUCCUUGACUCAAGUGUCUGUGAUAUUCAUUAGCUUGAGGUAUG